Thamnophis sirtalis is the source of this 3411-nucleotide messenger RNA. Its product is annotated as GTP cyclohydrolase 1. Gene Ontology annotation, molecular function: zinc ion binding; GTP cyclohydrolase I activity; GTP binding. Gene Ontology annotation, biological process: tetrahydrofolate biosynthetic process; tetrahydrobiopterin biosynthetic process. The record is from RefSeq and is a predicted model, not a curated record. Lineage: Eukaryota; Metazoa; Chordata; Lepidosauria; Squamata; Natricidae. Gene Ontology annotation, cellular component: cytoplasm.
UCCGACCGACGCCCGCGGUGGCAAACCCCGAGGCAGCCCCAAACCACGGGUGUCGUUGCCUCCGCUGCUCUUCCCUCCUCGCUCCCGGUCCCUGCCGCGCGUCCGCCGCGAGCGCCGGGCUAUGGAACCGCUCCAGCUGAAGCUGCUGGACUACCAAAACGGGGACUUGCAUCCCAGCUGCCUCUUCGAAGUGCCGAGCGGCGGCCAGAUACGGAGAACGUCUCUGAAGUUCCAGCGUCCGGCCCUGGAUGAGAAUGGCCACCGAGAAGCGGAAGAACUGGAGCAAUUCCCGGUGCUGGAGGCCGCCUACGCCACCAUCCUCCAGGGUUUGGGCGAAAACCCCGGGAGGGAAGGGCUGUUGCUGACGCCUCGGAGGGCGGCCAAAGCCAUGCAGUUUCUCACCAAGGGCUACUAUGAAACGGCCGAAGAGAUACUCAAUGAUGCUGUUUUUGAUGAAGAUCAUGAUGAGAUGGUUAUCGUAAAGGGCAUUGAUAUGUUUUCUCUUUGUGAACAUCACUUGGUUCCUUUCUUUGGCAAGGUGCACAUUGGGUAUUUACCAAGAAAAAAAGUUGUUGGAUUAAGCAAACUUGCAAGAAUUGUUGAAAUGUUUAGCAGAAGGCUCCAAGUCCAGGAGCGACUUACAAAACAGAUUGCUUUAGCAAUUACUGAGGUUCUGAAACCUGUUGGAGUGGCUGUGGUGAUAGAAGCCUCACACAUGUGCAUGAUCAUGAGGGGGGUUCAGAAAAUGAACAGCACAACAAUCACUAGCACUAUGCUCGGCAUCUUCCGGGAAGAUUCAAAAGCAAGGGAGGAAUUUCUUGCCUUGAUCAAGAAUUAAACAGCAGCAGCAGCAGCAGCAGCAGCUUGUAGUUAUAUCAAUGGUUUGGAUCAUACACAAUUGAUGAUUAUAAUUGCCUGGGUAAUUAAAAAAGGAGAGAAAACAGAGUUCAUACUUGUAUCACAGUUUUGUUCCCAUUUUUGCAUAACACCCUUAAUAGCCUUCUGCAAUUGGCUCCCUUGGGAAUGGCAGUCCUAGCACUUCUGAGGUGUGUAAGUUUGAGGAAAGACACUCAGGAAUUGUGUUGAAAUAUUACCCAAGCAAUGCAGAUACCAAUAAAUUGGUUUUAUUCAUAUGGCAGCAUAUAUGAUAUGGUCACACAGAUCUCCUUGCAUCUUUUUAUAUAUGCAAAUGAGAAUAAAUUACGAGACCUAUCUCGCUUCCCAAAUGAAAAUUAUAUAAAAUCUGCUUUCCAAACCCAAAGCCCAUCAGAGAUACUAGUCUUUAAAUCCCAUAUUGUUUUAGGAUUAAGAGAGUUAAUCCAAGCAUCUGGAGGAUACUAGGAUGGGGAAGGCUGGUUUUGGUACUCUCAGUUUGAAAGUUUGGAUGGUGAGGUUAGGGGAGGCUUAUGGCUCCAGUGGUGUCAUUCUGAAAACAAAGCCACGGAGAGAAAAAUAAAUGAUGAUUGCAACAUAGUAAAACUAAAAAACAUAAAUCUCAUGCAGGGCAUUUCUCUGCUGUUAUAAUUCCUUAAGUUUCACAGAGCUAUCUUUAGCUUGCAGUUAUUGCUACUCUCUUUUUUAGAGAAGACCACAAGAAUGUUGGUGUCCUAACAAGUUCCACUUUCUUAGGGGAUAAAGGGCAAGAUGUUUAUUCUUGGCAAUUAUAAUCUAGAAAGAGAUAUAGUAUACUAAAGCCAAUUUAUUUCGAAGCCAUCUAGUUAAAAAAGAAAAGCUAUUAUUUAACAUUUUGUGCAACGAAUGAAACUGAUUAGACAGGAUCCAGUAUUUCCCUGGCUAAACAGAACCAUAUGUUAAUAUGAUGCCUUCCAAAGCUAUUAAAACAAAACAAAAGCAGCCAAAUACCUACUAAAGUGGGAAGAAAAAAAAACCCUAGAACCUAAAAUCUAGAAUAUUGAUUUAUUUCACGUGUGCUGCACAAUAUGUGGUUUGAUUUGUUUUUGAAUAAAAAGAUUAAUCAUGCCAAGUCUCCAAAAAAAAAGGGGGUGAGUAUUUGGAUUGCUGAGAUAUUUAUACCUGGUAAAAUAUUAUAUUUAUAUUAGAUGAUCAGUCCAUUUCCUCAAUAUAAUAGGACUGAUUUUAUAAAGGCCUUUGAUUUAAGACCUUAAUAUAAUGACUUCAAAUAUGAAAAAGAGAGUGGGACAAAACAUUUCUUUUGUAAGUAAAUAAUCCCAAGUGGAACAUGUUCAGUGUAAACAUCAGAUCCUGGUCUCUGGGUGUUAUGUGAAUUUCGUUGUAUGUGUAAACUGUGUAUAUAUGUACAAUGACAAUAAAAUAAAGUAAAGAUAUUAGGCUAGAAGCAUUUUCUCUGUUUUAGACUGGAAAGAUGUUAUAAUACAUAGUAUUUGGCUAGAUGGAUAAUAAUCUGCCUUGAGUAAGGCAACUUCCUAGAUACCAGCCUUCCUCAUCUUGGUGACUUCCAGACAUACUGAUUAUAUCUACUAUCAACCUCAUUGGUCAACACUGAUGGGUGUUGGGGUCCAAGUUGUUCUAUAUGUUCUUCCAAUACUAAGAUGUUUCUAUACUGAGGGACAAGGCAGAUCUUUGGUCUAAUUCAAGGCAGCUGUUUUACAUUGUAAUUUCUUUUAUUUACAGUUCCACAUAUUUUGACCAACCUCUGCAAUUAGCUAUUAUUUAUAGUCUUCUCUGUAUGAAGAUUUUAAGGGUAGGCUUGUUCUGGAACUUCAGACCAUGCAUGGAUUCUAGGUUUGAUGUUCCAGUUUAAAGGCCUGGCUUGUGGAAAAGGAGUGUAUGGGAAUCUAAAUAAAUGUAUAAUUUGUAAAAUGAGAGAUUGGCCAUUUAUAGUGGCAUACAUACUACCUUUAUUGAUGUCAGAAGAAUACAUCUGCCUUUCACUGACAUAUUUUUUUAUUAGCAGCUUAAACUGAUUUAGGAUUAAGAAAUCUUGGGAAUUAUAGGAGGAGAAAGAUGUUAAGAAUUGUAGAAAGAGUGAAUGACUUCAGCACAUUUUAAAAAUUAUUUUGAAUCUACCAAGAUAUAUUUUGAGUUAUGCUGCAUUGUCAGUUCAAAUCUAGGUCACUCUAAGUCACCCAGUGACACCCACUACAGUGUUUAUGUUAGGAAUGUAAGAAUCAGGUUUAAAAAACCAUCUUGUCCAGCUUUUCUUUCCCACAAUAGCCAUCCAAAUAUAUCUGUAGAGGUCAUCAGUGGAACAUGAAUGCAAUAGGAUCCUCUCACAUUAUUGAACAAGUGUUGGGAAGGAUGUUCCUUCACGGUUGAAACUAAGAUAUGUGCUAUGCUGCUGUGCUAAUCCAGAAUGACUAAUGGUUAGCUGUCCUGAGCACUUUUAAUCUAAGGUCAUGAUGGCGAACCUAUGGCAUGUUGCCACAGGUGGCACUCAAAGCCCUUUCUGCAGGCACACCAGCCAUCGCC